UUCCGGGAUAGUUUCCGGUAGAAAUGAUUAAAAACGAUUUUCAUGGUUUGAUAGGUAAGGUCUGACUAUUUGAGAUGGAUCCACUGAUGGAUGAUCUAGAGGGACUAGUGGCCCCUGACCUGAACAUGGACACGCCCUCCUGGUGUUCAAGCUGUAACAACCUAAGACAGGAGAUAAAGAAGCUACAAGACGAACGGGUGCAGAGCUUUCAGAAGAUAAAACAGAAAAUCAUUCCAACAGAUUUGCUGAUAAAGAAGUACAAAUCCAAAUGUGAUGAUAUCCUUUUUCAGUGUAGGAAAGUGGAUGAUGCAAACAAGAGAGCUGAAAAGUUCCAACGGCAAUGUGAGAUCCUUGAAGCUCAGCUAAAGGCAUCGCUACUGGAUACAGAGCCCUUAAGAGCGAACAAGACCCAGUUGGAGGCCAAACUAAGGGAGAAGACUCAGGAAGCCCAGAACCUUACUGACAAAGUUAUCUCCCUUGAAGGGAUAACGCGUCAGUAUGAGCACCUCAGUUACACCAGCGCAGCAGAUAUUGAUAGACUCGAGUCAGAAAAGAGGGAACUGCUUGUUAAAUGUAAAAAUCUUGAAGUAGGAAAACUGGACAGAGGUGCUGCCAAGGAAUAUAGAAGGGAGAUAAAAGUUUUGAAGAAAGAGAAGAGAACUAUGAAGAGGGAGAGUAUUGCACUGGAAAUAAAGCUGAAGUCCGCACUAGAAAAGAUUGAGAAACUGAGACUCACUGCAAAAUCAACCCCCAGCCCAUACCGCCAGAAGCGUACAAAGUCAGGAACUUGUCAGAGCCCCAUCAAAUCGCCAUGUAGGUCCCCCCUCAAGAGCCCAUUGGGCAUAUUCAAACCAUCGCCUGUCGGGAGAGGCCGGGCUAGAACAGUUUCUGAAAGGAGUUCUACUUCACAGACAAGAGACAGUUCAGUUGACCAUGGUGACCAGAAGCUUGCCACAGAGGAAGAAUCAAGCCUCUCAUCUGACUCUGAUGACAAUGCAAGCCUCUACAGCAUCUCCUGGUCAAUGAGUCCACUCUCCAAAUGCAUAUCUCCCCUCCCACCCACUCCAGCCUUCAGAGACACUGUAAAGACCUCAAACCAUCUGGCCAGAGAGGAUUUGGAUAUUUCUGACAUUGCUGAUGAGCUGGAACACCAGCUACUGGAUGUUGAGGAUGAUGUGGACAAUCUAGACAAAACUCUGGUUGAAGAGAAACCAGUUGAAAAUGAUAAGCUACAAAUGGAAACUGACGACACUGCAGUAGUCAAAAACACUGAUUCUCUGGAAAACAGUAAAUCUAAUCCUCCUAAAAAUGCUCAUUCUGAUGAUGUUGAUAGUGGUGAUGCUGAAAUGAUUGCUACUGAAAGUGUCAGAUCGGAUCCUCUUUUAAAUGUUAAAUCUACACCUCUUGAAAAGGUUCAAACAUCUAUCACAAAAGAGAUACCUGCAAGUUUUACUCAAUGCACUGAUUCAACUGAAACUGUUGUUUGUGAUAUACUAAAUGAGAAUUCGAAGGAGUUAAGAACGGAUACAACUGCGGAGCCUAUUGAGUUAAGAACAGAUGCAACUAAUGAGCCUACUGAGUUAAGAUCAAAUACAAAUGUGGAGCCCACUGAGUUAAGAUCGGAUACAACUGCGGAGCCUAUUGAGUUAAGAACAGAUGCAACUAAUGAGCCUACUGAGUUAAGAUCGGAUACAACUGUGGAGCCUUUUAAGUUAAAAACAGAUGCAACUAAUGAGCCUUCUGAGUUAAGAUCGGAUACAACUGCAGAGCAGAGAGAUGCAACUAAGAAGAAUAAGGAAUUCAGAUCAGAUACUUCUGACAAGACUAUGGUGUUAGGAAUAGAUACAACUGAAAAGCCUUCGGAAUUUAGAACAGACAGUGUUAUGGUAAAAAGUGCCACUGAGGAUGAAGCAGUAUGUACUCCUUUAGAUAAAAGUGUUAAAAUUGAACAUAAAAUCAAUGAAACCUCUCAGGAUGAAAAUGAAGAUGAAAAAGAAACUAUUGACAUAAACAGUGAAAGCGAUAAUGUUUUUAAAUCAGAAAAUAAACUAUUUAUGUCUCCCUCUGGUUUAAAGAGGAGAAUAGCUCAUGUAUCAACAAAAAGAAAAGAAGAUGGGCAUGAUAAAAGACAUAUAACAUCUGAAAAGCCAAAGUCUGCUCAAGAUAAUGUUGAGUUAGCCAAAUCAGAUUCAAGCUUUAGCCACAGCGAAAAUGUGGGGAAAAAAUGCUCAAGAGAAAAAGAUACUCCAAGUGCCGAGACAGAAGGUUCUGAAUCAUUACUGGAGGCCGUAAAGGAAGUUGGAUCUCACCCGAGGUAUUCUGCAGAAAAAAAGUAUACAGACAAUGUAGAUGAUAUAGAACAGUUGUCAGAUUCAGAUAUUGAAAAUGACUCUGAAAUUGAUUUAAUAAACAAGAACAAUGCUACAGAUAUUGACAUGGACUUCUGUGUUUCUAGGUCUAAGGUCUUUGGUGCUGGUAGUAAUGGGAGUUUUGAAAAACUGCCAGAUGAUAAACAAAUGAAUGACACUAAAGAUGUGAUUGAAGUCUGGAAAGAACCUCAAGAUGAAGUUGUUCAGAAAAAGAAUACACCAAAAUCCAGUCUUAUUCGACAGGAGGCAGUAGCUGCAAAAAGAAAACUUACUAAAUUGCACAAUGACACUGCUGUCACUAAGAAACUUGAAAAAGAUUUUUCAUCUGAUCAAAAGGACAGUAUCAUUUAUGUGAAUAAUCUUGACAGUGAAGGUCUCGGUGAGAAGAGUAUGAAGGUCAAAACAGAAUCAGAUAAAGUUAAUGUUCAUGAGAACAAACAACGAAAUAAGAAGAUAAAGAGUUUAGUAGAAGAAGAACUAGCUGGAUUCGAUUUUGAUGGGGAUUAUAAUGUACUCUCUAGAGAUAGUGAACCUGCAAAGGAUUUAAUAAGAAGUCCUGAUUAUUGCCAUAGGAAAUUGGAAAACUUUGUGAAAAGGAAUAACAAAAAGUUAAAGCGAUGUAAAUAUGUUGACCUUGAUGGUCAAGCUACUGAGCAGGGUAAUAAUACAAACCAAACUAGUCAGAAAAGUGAGCUUCGACCAGCUGUUAAGUUUGAGAGAUUGGGUGAUGGAAAUUCUAAAUCUAAAAUUGAUAGCAAGUUGGCAGCUCUGACUGAAAAUAAAGCUUUUAUUGAUGGCUGUGUACCUUUGUUACAAAGUGAGGGGAGUAAACAUGCGUUUAAAAGAGUGGAAUUGUCUAAAUCCAAAACAUUAAUUGAUACAAUUGGAAGUAUGUCGAGCAGUGAAAGAAAGUCAACAAUCAGAGCAGAAACAAUUGGAAAGGAAAACAGUGUUACUCCUCCUUCAAGGCAGCUGAGUACAGGAUUUGUAGUUAGUCAAGUUAGUUUAGAAAGAUCUCCGAGCUGUGAAAGUACAAAGUCGUUCCGAAACUCACCCGCCAGAGUGUCGGAAUUUGACCAUUCUCUCUGUGAUAAUGUUAUUGAAGAGGAGAGUUACUCUACUGAUAUAACUGAGAAGACAGACUUAGUUGGUGCUCUUGGUGUUGAAAUUAGUAAAAACAAAACUGAUAAUCAUAGUUCAAAACAGGAGGAUGUUGUAAGUGAUGCUGAUAUUUUAAUGCCUCAAGAUGUGAAAGAAAUCAAAGGGAAACAACAUUUAAGUGUAAAAAGUUCAGAUACAUCAAGGUUAAAACUGACAGAGAGGAAAUCAGUGAUUGUUGAAGACAAUGAAAAGCCAGGUUGUUCAUAUACAGUUGACACAAAUAUUGAAAGUCACACUGACAGAGUAAAAUCUGCUACCAUUAAGAUUAUAAGUGAUCCUAAUGAUCUAGCAAGUUUAAACUCAGCCUCACUUUUUCAUAGUGUGACUAUGGAUCCAGGUCUGGGUUUGGAAUCAAUGGAUCCUACUUCACCUGUUUCACCAUUAAGUAUUUCACCAUUCUGUUUUAUGAAUCCAAUUUCACCCCUGCCCCCCUCCCCAGUUAGACAUUUAAACAGAGUUUCUCCUCUCUCACCUCAACUAGAGGAGAAAAUUCUUACAGAUCAAACAGAAGUAAUUUGUGAUCCUAAUAAUUUUGAAAAAGAUGGUUCUGGUGUAAAAGAUAAAUGUGAUCUAAGUGUUAAUGAAAAAGAGAGUGCAGGAUAUCUUUCACUUCAGCAAUCAAAGGCAACUGGAAAUAAUGACAAUGCAAAUGAAACUGAGGAAGAGUUAACUGUUGGAAUUGGCAUUGAAAAAGAUAUAGGAAAAAGUUCAAUGCCUCGGCCUGAUGACUUAGAAAGAAAAAAACAUCUUGAUGAAUGUAUAAAUCCUGAUAUAACUAAAACUGUGACUUUGUCCAAUGAUAGUAUAGCUAAAUCAGAGACUGAAUCUGAACAAUUUACAAACAAUACUGAAAAUUCAGUUGGUAAGAUUGCUGUAAAUUCUGAAGAGGAUAGUAAGAUGUCAAAUAGUGCUAUAAGUGAAGAUGUGAAAAUAAAAUCAGAAAACAUUCAUAAUUCUGAAAGUAAUUUGGACAGUUUAAAGAUGAGAAAUAGUGUAAAGGAAAAGAACAUUGUAAAUCUAAAAAUGGUAAAGGAUAUAAAAACUGAAAAGAUUUGUAAUGAUGAAUUUAAAUCUUCAGGCAAAGUGAAAACUAAAAAGCAUAGAAAUGAUUUAAAUAAUGCAGAUGUUAAUGAACAAAAAGAAGAAAUUUGUGGUGAAAGUUCUGUAAAAAGAAGAACAAGAACUACUUCGAGCAAUGAAAAGACUGAAGAAGUUUUGACCAAACAACCACCUAAAAUACCCAUAAAGAAGAUAUUAGAGAUUAACAAUCUGUCACCACUGCCCAAAAUGAUAAGUCCUGUGCGUUCACCUAAGAGUCGAUUAUCUACAAAAGUGCUGAAGCCAGUCAGCAAAAACACAAAUCUCCCUGAACUCUUUAUACCUAAACCAGGUGAUAGGAAAAUGGAUGUCAGGAGUGUAAGUAAUCAUGGAAAUGUUAAGAAAGACAAUAAAGAGGACAAAACUGAUCAAGGAAUCAAAUCUAAAAGUGCAAACAUUCAAAAGAUUUGUUCUAAAACACCCAUUGUACAAAAUUCAGAGGACUCUAUAGAAAAUAGUUUCUGUGUUAGAAAGUCUGGAAGGACAGCACUAAGGAAAUCAACAAGAAAUAGAGUAAAAAGUGCCGAACAAACUGAACAUUCAGAAAGUGACAAAAAGAACUUGACAAAUGAUAAAAUCCAUCCUGAAAAUAUGUUACAAACUGAAGCUGAAGUUAGACUUGACAACCAGGAAAUUGAAUAUAAUAAAGAUGUAAAACCUGACACUGAUGUACAUGAAAGUGAGAUGGAUGCAAUGGGGGAUGCAAAAACCAUCACAGUUGCCAUGGAAACUGGUGAGAUUGAGAUUAAGCCAGAGCUGGAUGAAGUUCCAGAAGGAAUGGACAACUGGGCGUUCAAGCGGAAAACGCGCCUCGCUCACAAGACCAACAUACAGCCACUUAAACCAUUGAGAGUACCAGUGAUCGACGCUCCAGUGCUGACCCAGUCUGGUAAAAAGAGACGGUCGGGCCCAGGGGACCAGGCCCAGGACAAAAAACAGUGCAAAGAAGGUUUGUUUUCUGCCAAGUCCAAAGUUGCUGAAACUUUAUUUGAAAAAGGCAUAUACAAGAAGACCCUAGGCCACCUGAAGUCGCUAGAGCCCACGGUUGAGGUGUUCAUGUCCGGGCUUACUGCUGACUGCCCGUCUAGUGACCUCCCACACCUCCCAGGGAUGCUACUUAAAUACUGCAUUGAGUGUCUAGGUCGCAUGAAGACCGAUUCUCUUGACACCGUGUACGAGGUAUGUCGCCGAGACCAGCACACAACCUUACGGCCCCUUGUGUUCCCCCUGCUGAAUAAUGUGGAAAAACGUGCGCUACAUCUUCUACAGUUCCUGCACUGUAACAAGGCAAUGGGCCUGAGUGGUGAAACAGUGUUUACAAUGUUGUGGCAAGCCGUGUUCAGCCGAAGUGUGGACACCAGUGUUGUAGGUCAGAUGUCCAUGUGUCGAGUCUUCACUGCACUCUCCUCCACACAGGGAAACAUUGAGCGAGCCCGAGUGUUGUUUUACCACAUUGUGACCUGCGGCUACCUUAAUCCAAACCUACUGGUGGUGCCCAUAGUCAGUGUGUGGCCCGAGGUCCUGUGUAAGAGCCCAGAGGACAGCCCUGACAAGGUUGUUACCCCUGGACUGACCUUGGCCUUGGAGGAGGUCAUCAAAAGGUCACUGGUGGAACAGGACACCGAGGUCAACAGAAAAGUGUUGCUGGUUUUACAGAAGCUGUGUUGCUGGAGUGGUAGCCAUGGCAAUAUAGACACAGUCCUGAAAACAAUCAUGAACAAACUGGCAUACGUAACACACCCAGAGUCAAGAAACAUAGCUGCAGUGUUUGAGCUGACGAAGGCCGUGGACCUGUUAUUGUCCACCCAACCUUGGAGCUGGGUCAAGGACAUGUUUAUCUACACCUGUGGACUCCAAUCUGCGGCCAACAAGUACCGGGCAGAGAAGAUCAAUGUCCCUGUGGCACCAGAGUAUAUGUGUGCGGUUCUUAAAAUGACCAGUAAUGCUGUGCACAGUCACUCUAGCGAGGUCCCAGGCCGGGACAUAAAACAGAUGACACGGUGCUGGCUCCUGCCAAUACUCAACCAUACACCAGGUUUGAAGUCAGUCCAGAACAGCUGCUUGGAAAUGUUUCUUGAGAUCUCCCCCAUCCAUCCCCCAGUGUUGGCGAUCGUGCGGAACUGGUUCGACCAACACCGACACAUGGUCAACAAUGACAUUGUAGAGCAACUAGAACAGAUGCGACUCUCGUACAAGUCCAAUUUUGCUCUUGUCUGCAAACCGUUUGUUUGAAUGUGACAAUCCUUUGUAAAAUUACUGGGAGCCCAAUUUUUGUCUACAUUAGUCUUACACUUUGACUUCAAAGAAAAACAUAUAGUACUUUGUUAAGACAAUGUUAAGAACUUCUAUGUAUGUUAAACGAUUCUGGCAUGCAUAUUUACUAUUUCAAUUUUGCAUGAUAAAUGUUGGUCCAGAUAAUUGUAUGUCGAGGAAUUCUUUUACGAUUGUUGAUUUUGCAAAUCUGUCACAGGAUUAGUAGAAUCGGUAAACAAGAGUCUAAUUAUUUAGACUUGCUGUAUGGGUGCAAACAUUCUUUUUUUUCCGGUUCAUAAUGAUGAUAAUUAUGCAGUAUUGACAUCGAUUAUUCAUUAAAACAAUGUUAUGCAUUUAUACUUAUCAGUAUUUAAUAUUUUUCACUAUUUGGCUAGUCCAGUCUGGCAAAUCAUGUUGAAGCAUAUUUCACUCAUUAUAACAUGCUGUAUGGAUGGUUCAAUAUUUGUAUUUUUAAAUACAUAUUCGUUAUUGAAAUUGUACAAAGUGCAUUUUUAUGAUUUCUAUGUAAAUAACUUCUAUAUUUAUUGACUAUUUCUUGUGUGGAUUUGUGUAUUAUGUUAUAUUAUGUAUAGAUACUCAUCUAGCAGAGGAGGAGGAAGCGGAGAUGAACUGACCAACAUUAGAGGGCUUUUUAUUUUUUAAAGCUUAAAGCAUAACUUGGAAAAUACUGGAAGAAAUUGAAUGUAACUUGGAAAAGUGAUAGAUUGUAAUGUGUAGUUGUAAGCAUAACAGGAAUUUUAACUCUUGGGCACUUGCGUGCAAUGUUAUUUUCCCUUGCACUUCCAUUUUUUUGAAAGAAAGUUUGUCUGAAUUAGAACUCAGUAAAUCCUUAAAGGAUUUGAAAUAAACUUUAAAUAUUGAUUGAUAACAAUGUUCAUUUGUGCAUAACGCAGAAAAUUCCACCUUUCUUUUGUUCUUUGCUUUGAUUUUCAAACAAUUUUUUUCCGAAUUCUACCUUGUAAAAUACCAAAUGUAAUUCAACUACUGAAUGGAAUUUGGUUAACUGAAAGUAUGAUUGAUUUAUAUAUUACAAUGUUUCUUUUUAAUACUUAACUUUUAUGAAGGUUUGUUCAUGCAUGCUCAGUUUAAGGGGAAAUAAAGGUCUUGAAAUGUGAUACUUUGAAAACAUUUCUAGUUGAUUUUGAAACAUUGCUUAAGAAAUGUUCAUUCGUUGUUCCCAAGAUUGUUGUGACCAUAGAAGCCACUCCUCAAUGGUAGGAAUAUGUAUAAUUGUUUUAUAUGAAGCAUGUUGUUGUUUUGUUCGUUUAUUCUGAGAUUGCACUUUAUUACUCCAUUAAAUAUACAUGUAUUAUAAUCAUAGUUACUCUACUGUAGAAUGUGUUCAAGUCAAUCAUAAACUUUCAUUAUAAAGUGUGCUAAGUUUUCUUUAGUGUUGAAUUUCUUUGUUGUCAAAAUAUUUUUAUCUCCAUAUUUUUGUUAAAAUUUGUAGAAAAUAAAUUCAUAAAAACCUUA
This is a messenger RNA of Mya arenaria, 8375 nucleotides long. RefSeq lists its product as uncharacterized. The record is from RefSeq and is a predicted model, not a curated record. The transcript has 24 exons. Bases 75 to 6860 code for a protein of 2261 amino acids. NCBI's taxonomy places the organism in Eukaryota, Metazoa, Mollusca, Bivalvia, Myida, Myidae.